UCCUCCAUUUCCUGUUGUGGAUUUGGAACGAGACGUUAUACCUUCAGAAUGGGAAUAAAAAGCGGAUAGAGUAGAAUAAUUGGGUGGAUGAUUUGGCCCACUAAAUGCAGCUAAACCUACAAAAACGGGCAAAGAGCGCCCAACGGAAGAAGGCUGCGAGAAACGUGUUACAACUGAAAAAUACUAGAGGCUUCAACUGUGAUAAAGCCGUUUAAAACAAGUGUACAGCCGCAUCAUGUCCAGCUCGCUCCUAUGGGCAGUGGACGUAUACGGGAAGGUGUACAGCCUAUCCACCACCAGAGGGCGCUGGGAGCGUGACGAGGACACCCUCCUGGAGCUAAAGCGUGUUACGGCUGGACAGAGGUGCAGCUGGGGAAUUGGCUGUGACCACCAUGUUUACCUCAAUAUCGACCCUGGGGAGGUGCCAAUUCGCUAUCGAGAGGAGACAUAUGAGAACCAGAGGUGGAACCCAGUGGACGGCUUCACUGACGUGCUGCUGCCUACUGACCGUUGGGCCUGGAGUGACCUCACAGGGGGGACCGCCCAGCCACUGCACAGCUUCCUGUUGCCCUCAAACAGCUGGGAGUGGGAGGGGGACUGGUACGUGGACCAGGUCUGCGCUGGAGGAGACCCCGUUGAAACUGGGGGCUGGGAGUAUGCAGUGGACUUUCCUGCUAACUUCUCCAGGGAGAAGAAGUGGAACUCGUGUGUUUGUCGCAGGCGAUGGAUUAGAGACAGGAUAUACAAAGCCAGAGGCUCUUGGACCAAGAUCCCCUUGGACCACCCCAAGCAGCCCCCUCUCCCCCUCAGUGACGUUAGCUGUGGAGGCUGGGAGAUGAGUGACCAACCCGGGCGAUAUCACUUCCUGUGGGGUGUGUCCCAACAAGGACAGGUGUGGUUCAGGAGUGGCAUCCUGCCACAGGUCCCCGAGGGCCAGUGCUGGGAGCAGGUGGAGGCCCCCAGGGAGGUGGCCCAGAUCUCUGCCGGACCAGGGGACUUGCUCUGGGCUGUACUCUGGGACGGACAGCUACUGGUCCGUACAGGCGUCUGCCUGGACAGCCCUACAGGUUCCUCCUGGGUGGUGGUGGAUUCUCCCCCAGUAAACGAGGGCGGAACCAUCCAUGUUGCUGUGGGGGUCAGUGUGGUGUGGGCUGUCACUAAGGACUACAAAGUGUGGUUUCGGCGGGGGGUGAACUCCCAUAACCCCUGUGGCUCAGGAUGGAUCAGCAUCGGUGGGGAGAUGAUGAUGGUGGAUGUGGGACUCAAUGACCAGGUGUGGGGAGUUGGAGAGGACCGUGGUCUGUAUUUCAGGAAGGGUGUCACCCCAUCGGAGCCCAGUGGUAGGGGCUGGAUACCUGUUUCUGCCCAAUGGGGUCACAGCAAAGAGAUGGUCCAACCCAGUGCUGCCUGUGAGUUCGGGGGACAGGUGACCAAUGCUUCCCAUGGCUCUGUUCUGACCUGUGAGGACUCAGGGGACACAGAGCUCCUCCUCACCACCAACCCCCCAAGGCCACAGGACACCCCCAAAGCCUUCAUCCCCACCAGUGACAGCUUCAUCUCCAGCCUGGUGGCUGACCGUGAGCCCCUGAGGACCCCCACACCCUCCCCCAAAAAGCCACCCCAGGGGAAGGACAGCGAGGCCACCCCAGCCCCGAUGUGCAAUGUGGACCUGGACGCAGCUCAGAGCCCCCAGGGAGAGGCAUCUUCUCUUGGCAGGGCAGGGGACGUGGGACCCCCCACCUCAGUGGCCACCUACCCCCUGGGUCUGGAGCCCUCUCUGGGUUUGGGGGAGGAGGACGGGCCUGUAUGGGCCUGGAUCUCUGGCGGAGGCUGUGAUGUGGACCAUACAGCUCAGAUGACCUGGCUCAGGCCUGCAGACCCAUGCUCCACUGCCCUGUCCAUCGCCCCUGUUGAACCAGAAGCCUCGGCGGCUAGGAAGGUCGAGACCACCACCAGUAAGGAGCCAGUGGAGAGAAGCGCGUCUGUGUGGGUGAGGAAGGGCAGCAUGCGCUGGUGGAGGGACUGGAAGCCCUAUCGCUGGGUGGAUGUGGGCGUGGCCCUGGAGCAGUCCACCAACGUCAAUGGCAAGAGGGAUGCCAUCUUCUUCAUCUACUUCACCCAGUAUGACGAGAAGAAGUACCUCCAUGUGUUUAUAAGUGAUGUGACGGUGCUGGUUCCUGUGCUCAAGGAAAACUCCCAUCAUGCCUUUGCGGUGUACACGUCAGAUAGCACAAAACAAAGAUGGCCGCUGAUCCUGGCUGCACAGACUGAGAAGGACAUGGCUGACUGGCUGUCCCUGUUGGCUGGGUGCUGCUGCGAGGCCAGAGGGAUCAGGGGAACCCCCUCCCGACAGGCCCUGUGGUCAGUCACCUCCAAGGGGGACGUGAUGGUCCACGAGCCCUCUCCCUGUCUGGAGGCCCCGGCACACACCUUGCCCUGUGACAUGAUGUUUUGGCUGCAGGUCCCGGGCCACCUGCGCUGUGUAGAGUCUAACAGUCUGGGUGUGGUGUGGGGGAUCGGGUAUGACGGCACCGCCUGGGUCUACUCUGGUUCGGGCAGCGCUGCUGAGGAAGAGCCCCCUCAGGGAGACAGGCGUAUCCUGCACACACAGACAGAUGGAAGGACUGUGUACAUCUAUGAGAACCAGCGAUGGAACCCCGUGACUGGAUACACAGACAAGCUUCUCCCCACAGACCGGUUCCCGUGGAGUGAUGACCACGGCUUUACAGAGUGCACCAAGUCCACCACCCACCCUCCCUCGCCUCAGUGGAGCUGGGUGACAGAGUGGGCUGUGGACUUGGCUUUCUCAGGAGGGACAGACAAAGAGGGGUGGCAGUAUGCAGCAGACUUCCCUGUGACGUUUCAUGGCAACAAGAGCCUGAAGGACUUUGUCAGGCGUCGGCGCUGGGUCAGGAAGUGUAAAAUCACCCUGACUGCCCCAUGGCAGGAAGUCCCGCCCAUCCUCCUAAGUGACAUCACAGUGUUGCCGUGCCUGGCUCAGAGCAGUAUGGAGCAGGUCUCAGUCUGGGGCCUCAGUGACAAGGGGGACGUCCUGUGUCGCCUGGGGGUCACCCCCCAAAACCCUGCGGGUUCCUCGUGGCUCCACGUGGGUACUGACCAGCCCUUCAAGUCCAUCUCCAUCGGGGGAGGUCACCAGGUGUGGGCCAUUGCCAGGGACAGAGCUGUGUUCUACAGGGGCUCAGUGUCUGCCAGAAACCCUGCAGGAGAGUGUUGGUACCACAUCCCUUCCCCACCCAAACAGAGCCUCAGACAGCUGUCUGUAGGGAGAACCUCUGUCUACGCCGUGGACGAAAACAGUAACCUGUGGUACAGACAGGGCCUGACUCCCAGCUACCCCCAGGGCUCAGCCUGGGAGCUCCUCUCCAACAACGUGACCAAAGUCUCAGUCGGACCUCUAGAUCAGGUGUGGGUGAUAGCAGACUGGGUCCCAGGCUGCCCCAGUGAGCUGUCUGUUCCUGGAGCUGUCUGUCACAGGCUGGGGGUGGGACCUAUGCAGCCCAAGGGCCAGUCCUGGGACUACGGCAUCGGGGGAGGAUGGCAGCACAUCAGUGUGAGAGGGAACUCCACAGAGGCUCUACGUGCCACCCCGGCCCUUACUGGAUCCACCCCCCGUAGCCCACUUUCUGCCAGGCCAGUCCUUACUGACACCACCCCACGUCCUGCCAGGCCAGUCCUUACUGACACCACCCCCCGUAGCCCACUCCCUGCCAGGCCAGUCCUUACUGACACCACCCCCCGUAGCCCACUUCCUGCCAGGCCAGUCCUUACUGACACCACCCCCUGUAGCCCACUCCCUGCCAGGCCAGUCCUUACUGACACCACCCCCUGUAGCCCACUUCCUGCCAGAAUACCUCUGUCACAGGAGAACGGGAACUCUGUGGGUCUGUAGGGUCUCUACUAACCCGCCCCUCCAUCUCUACCCACAGCCCUGUGUGCCUGAUUCCAUUUCCAAUACAACCCAGCACAAACAUGGUAAUGUUGGUCUAAAUGUAAAGAGCAUGAAUUGGUUGGAGAUUUAAAUCACUUAGUGCUGGGAUGAAACAUGUUGGCCACCUUUGACCCAGCACUGAAAGUAUUAGUGCUUCUGUCAGUUUAUCCAUUCCACGGUCUGAACUUUAGUGGCAGGUGCUAGAAGUGGUUAGGGUGAGAAAUGGAACAGAGCCUGUGUCCCAUACCAACACACGCCACUCCCUUGGACCUCUGUGUAGUCUUGCUUUGUAUGAUUUUGCUUUCUCAUUUGCCUAGUUGACACACACCUUGUAUGUAUGCUUUGGAAUUUGUUUACUGUCAUCUUGGUUUGGCCUGCAUGAUGUUUGCAAUGGAGUGGUUGAAGUAGCUUUUUCUUCAGAACUAAAAAUAUCAACUAUAGUCAUAGCUCUGGGCUUCCAUGACAAGGAUUAUUUAAUCCAUUUACAACCAGAUUUUUUUUCCUCAGAUGGUUAAAAACAAUACAGACUUGAAUAGCAUCUAUUUGCUGUGUUAUGUAUUAACAUCCAGAAUGUUAUGAAUAGGACCAGGAGUUCUGCUCACGUCACAUGAUCUGCAGAAGCUCCAGGCUCUAGUUAUGACGUGUCCCUGGUGGAUUACUUCAGUAUUCCAUGCAGAUACUGAGGCAGGGAUUCAAACAGCACUGUGCCUACAUUGCAUUACACUUAUGACAAUUUCCUGGAUGUUAGGUGAUGUCAGCUACCUUUAGAAGUGCAGCGUAAUGUCUGCGCACGUUUGAAUUCCUGUGGCCUUGACUGUUGAAGCUGUGAAUAUUCUCUUACAAGGACCGACAACUGAAAUAAAUUCCAAAACAGCUCUGCAA
This is a messenger RNA of Oncorhynchus nerka (sockeye salmon), 4831 nucleotides long. RefSeq names its product tectonin beta-propeller repeat containing 1b (gene tecpr1b). Gene Ontology annotation, molecular function: phosphatidylinositol-3-phosphate binding. Gene Ontology annotation, cellular component: lysosomal membrane; autophagosome membrane. Gene Ontology annotation, biological process: autophagosome maturation. Bases 236 to 3910 code for a protein of 1224 amino acids. The transcript has 26 exons. Lineage: Eukaryota; Metazoa; Chordata; Actinopteri; Salmoniformes; Salmonidae. The record is from RefSeq and is a predicted model, not a curated record.